Molecule: messenger RNA, 1390 nt
Organism: Haliotis rufescens (red abalone)
Lineage: Eukaryota; Metazoa; Mollusca; Gastropoda; Lepetellida; Haliotidae
Product: immune-associated nucleotide-binding protein 11-like
Exons: 3
Coding region: 353-1390 (345 amino acids)
Molecular function (GO): GTP binding
Source: RefSeq, a predicted model, not a curated record
GGCUGAAUUAUUAGAAUACAAUAGAGGGGGCAUUGCUUUAUUUGGUCGGUCGCUGGCAACAACCUUAAACUUGCCUUGUCACAAACCACCUGAUGUUUUGCAGUGUGACGUAUUGAUCAUCACACAAAAGUGCCUACCUUUUGUUAUAUCUUUCUCAUCUGAAACAGUUGAUGCUAUUGACAAAUAUAAUGCUGAAUUGAGGGUGAUUUUUGGAAAAUACACAGCAGAAAGGUUCACUUUCAUCUUUUUGGCCACUGACGAGAAAAUAUAUGGGAAAAAGAUCAAAUUUCACUCCACUGUCCAUAAAAGAAGGUCUACGGUAAUUGUAUCCUGCUUUCCUGAUCAAAAACACAUGACCGAUUCCAAAUUUGAAGGGCUGAGGAAUGCUUUAACAGCUACAGCUGCAAGAACAAGUAUUCCUAUGGCACCUAAAGAAGGGGGAAAGGGAUCGUUUUGGGUUUUGAUGAAAGAACAGUUUUCAAAGUUACUUAACAAUGUUGAUCUACGCCAACCAUUAGAUGUAUCUAAAACACUUCAUGGGAAAACAGUGUUCAUGUUUGAAGCUGCCCUACGACUAGAACGCAGUGGUAAAACACUGCUCAUCUGUGACAGCGUGGAGGAAAAGACCAAACGAAAUCAUGCCCCAGCUGAAGUGACCAUCGAGACAAUUGACUCCUUCCGUCAGUCUGGUCAGGACUGGUCACAGUUCAAGUACAUCGUUGUAGCUGCCACACGUCACCAGUUCAAGGACAUUCAGGACACGUUGAAGGCACUUAGGACUCCAAUAUGGAGGAUCUACGAACGUGACGAAGUUGAAAUCCCCACAGAAACUGUGAGUGUUGGGCUCAUAGGCUAUCCAAAGACAGGGAAAAGUCUUCUCGCGAAUGCAAUUGCAGGUAAGAAACUGUUCGAUGCUGGAUUACAGAAACCCAGAGCGGUAUGUCAGGAGAAACGCGCAAGAAUUGGUAACAGGGCAAUUCAAAUAUUGGACACACCUGGAUUUUCGUUCAAACAGAACAUUAAGAGAACAGUCGAUGUGGUGGUGACAAAGGCAAGUUCCAUUGAUGCCUUCUUGCUUGUCGUGAAAGCAUCUCCAAUGACAUAUAACGAAGAACUGCUCCUCAAACAUGUCAGAUCUAUUGCGGGGAAGUUCAUGUCACAUAAAAUAGUGCUCGUGCUUACAACAUUAGAUGACAACCUCACUUUGAAGGAAUACCUAGAGAACAUUCCUAAUUUCCUGAAAGACUUCCUCCAGUUCUGCAACAACCCACCUGUGCUUUUCAAUGUCAACAUUGGGACACAGUCCGAGAAGGCAAAUGAUCAAAGACGAGAAUUGUUUAGGAUUAUAGGAGAAACAUACAUGGGAAACCUGUGCAAGAGAAUAAACUAA